Messenger RNA from Neoarthrinium moseri, 1854 nucleotides. RefSeq lists its product as uncharacterized. Gene Ontology annotation, molecular function: DNA-binding transcription factor activity, RNA polymerase II-specific; sequence-specific DNA binding. The record is from RefSeq and is a predicted model, not a curated record. Lineage: Eukaryota; Fungi; Ascomycota; Sordariomycetes; Amphisphaeriales; Apiosporaceae. The transcript is spliced from 5 exons. Gene Ontology annotation, biological process: positive regulation of transcription by RNA polymerase II. The coding region runs from base 1 to 1854 and encodes 617 amino acids.
AUGACCAUCCACCGCGAUCAGCAGAAGUCCGUCCAAGCCGUACAGGCCGUCGAAGACCGUGUUGCUGAGCUCGAAUCAAUUCUACGAAGGGAGGGGAUUGGCAAAUACGGCCGCAAACGGAAAGAACGGACCGACAGCGAUGGUUAUACACGCGCUUCCUCGACAAUAGAAGUAUCCACCUCGAAACGGUGGCAGCCGUCCCCAGCACCGUCAGAGCAGAGAUCAGAUAGCUCAUCUCCAGUACCGAAGCGCAAACCAGUCGGCACAGUAGUAGAAAUUCUCCGUGAUCUCUCGAUAGAAGCAUCCGGAGGCUACAUUGGUGCCACAUCACAGAUCACUAUGGGUCGUAUGAUCAGUUCAAUCGUCCAAGCCAGAGAGUAUACCGUCAGCAAUAGCGCCGAAAGAGGCGGUGCUUGGGAGCAUCUAAGUCCCAAAUCAGCCAACACCGGACCGGGACCAUUGGGCGGUGGCUUCGACUUUGCCCAAGUGCCACCUGAAAUUGCAGACAAGCUCUUCAAGGGUUACAUUGGCCACAUUGCAACCAGAUGGCCCGUUUUACAGACGCCUUUCAUGCGCCUCCUCCACGCUGAGCGUCGUACGCUCUCUGAUGCAUUCUUCACCAGCGUCUUACAUCUCAUUUACGCCAUUGCAGGCAGAUUUCUGGAGACUACUGGCGAGACCGGCGACUUCUUCCCAGAGCAGCAUUACGACCAGGCCUUGAAGAACCUCGACGACAUAUUACGACUUCACGACAUCAGAUCAGUCCAGUUCCUGCUCCUUCUCUCCAUAUAUAGCCUACGAUCGCCCAGAGGCCCUGGACGGCCUUUCGCUAUUUCUGAUAGAGACAUUGAUAUUGAGCUGCCGUUGGACGUUGAUGAAGCAUGUGAAGAUCUAGAGAUUCUUGAGAAAGUGAGAUCAGAAGCGGCAUCAAAGCCGAAUAUUCCACCAACCAAGUCUACGUCGAUGACGGGUUUCAUCUACAUAUGCCGCCUAAGACAGAUUGAGUCAAACAUACAGCAGUCUGUAUACCGCGUUGAUCAGUCUGCUCCUGCCACAGAAGCUGAAGCCGAGCGAUAUAUUCAACAGCUGGAGGAUUGGAAGCAGCAGAUGCCCACUGAUGCGUCAUCAACGAACCCCGAAGGCAUGAUCGUAGAUGGACUCGAUAAUUACAUGGUAUACUACUAUAAAUGUCUACGGUUCCUUUUACACCCAGUUAUUCUUUCCCCCGAGUUAUCCGACACGAAAUUCCUGCGGAAAUGUGCCGAAGCCUGCGGUGGAGUGUGCAGGACGUAUAAGAAGCUGCAUCAGUCCGUGCCAGUGGGCUUCAGUGUCAUGGCUCUCCACUCCAUCUUCCUGGCAGGCCUCACCCUCAUCUACUGUGCAUGGGCAUCACCAAAAGAGGUGUUCUCUAUUAGCGCGAGUAACGAUAUGAAUGCAUGUAGCAUAGUUCUUUACAUCAUCACAGAGCGAUGGCCGGGGGCAAGAAGGUAUCGUGAUGUUUACGAGGCAAUCAAGCAGAUGGUGCUUGAAUCGAUCGAGGAAGGAGAAUAUGAACCACGCAGGGCUAUCACAAACCUACGGCCAGGUCUCCAUGCUGCCUUGAGAGCAAUUGACCAAGAUGAUGACGGGGAGUUCUCGGCAAUGGUGACAGAUAUGGCUGGCGGCUACGUACCUGCCGAAGAAGAGUUUCCGCAAGAACAAACCCCAAAUGGGGUCUUUGGCACUCCGGGAGCUCAGAACAGCUUCAACUUCACGUUACCUCUGGACGGGAUGCCUCUCGACUUUCACGAAUCAGAUUCUUUCAACGUCGAUGGGAUAUUCGCCACGCCCAGCAGCGAGUGGCUGGCAACAUGA